Saccostrea echinata is the source of this 2783-nucleotide messenger RNA. Its product is annotated as bile salt-activated lipase-like. Lineage: Eukaryota; Metazoa; Mollusca; Bivalvia; Ostreida; Ostreidae. The transcript has 4 exons. The record is from RefSeq and is a predicted model, not a curated record. Bases 97 to 1821 code for a protein of 574 amino acids.
AUGAAAAAAUCUGUCGAUCCUUCAGUUGAUGCUCACACAGACUAAAAUCACGAGGGUAUUCCGCUGUAAAAGAGAAUAGGUUAAUUUGAAGUCACAAUGAAAGCUGGGAUAUUUGGCGUACUACUUCUACUCUCGGCACUUCCCACAAUAGCAACCCAGAUUAGAAAUGUGGUUGAGGUUAAAACCCAGUCCGGCUGGGUGAGAGGUUAUGAAGAAAAUUAUGACAAUGGCCAAGUCUACAGAUUUAUAAAAAUUCCAUUUGCACAGCCCCCACUAGGAAAACUACGCUUUCAGAAACCCCAGCCCUUAGGGGAAUGGGAAGAUGUCCAAGGAAUAUCAGAUGAGCUCGGUCCAUCAUGCACACAGUGGAAAUUUCCCAUGCCUGGAAUGGACGAUUUGCAACAAGAUGAGAAUUGUUUGUAUCUCAAUAUCUACGUUCCUGGCAAAGUAUCAAAAGAUCGGAAUCUUUCGGUGAUGGUUUGGAUUCAUGGGGGAGGAUUCUUAUUUGGUGGUGGAAAUCAGUACCAUCCUCAAAAGUUAGUUUUAGGCGGUGACGUCAUAGUGGUUACAACCAAUUACAGACUUGGAUUCUUAGGAUUUUUAACAUUAAACGACCCUCUUCUGGCUGGAAACUUUGGACUUUGGGACCAAAUUGAGGCUCUUCGUUGGGUUCAAAAUAACAUUGUAGCAUUUGGGGGGAAUCCGAACUCUGUAACUAUAUUUGGAGAAUCUGCUGGUGGAAUGUCUGUAAGUCUUCUGACAUUGAUUCCCUCAAACAAAGGUCUGUUUCAACGAGCUAUUUCACAGAGUGGUGUGGCGACUUAUCCUGGCAUAAUUUCCAAAAAAGAAUUAGAAAAAGAGCGUUCAGAUCAGUUACUGGAAAAAGUAAACUGUAAAGAUAAAGGAGAUAUAUCUGAAACAUUGAAAUGCCUGCAAGAAAUUCCGGUAGAAAAUAUUACAAAUGCUUUUACCAUGGCAGAAUUGACGCCCCCAUUGAACACAUCAGUAAAUACAGCAAGCAUGUCCCCAUGUGUUGAUGGUGAACUCAUAAAGAAAAAUGUAGCUUAUCCAUGGUCAGUAGAUGAUGAGAUUUACAGUUUCUUUCGCUCCAUUGAUUUCAUGUCCGGGACACUUGAUGGGGAAGGAAACUUGGUUUAUAUGCUUUUAAAUGCAGAGAUACAGGAAUAUUAUGAGUUUAAUGUCACAGAAAAAAUACCAUUACGUGUUCUCUGUGAAAUUAGUGCUCCAGUUUAUAUCGAACAAACUGUUGGCAAUGUCCCCGAAUUAGCAAAAGAAAUAUGUGAUUUUUACACUUCUACAGAAGAUGUUGAUGCUCAAAGUAAUAAAGUUUGCGAAUUUGGUGGUGAUUAUUUGUUCAUCGUUCCAAGUAACACCAUUCUUUCAAUCCACGCCAAGAAUAACGAAAACGCUAAAUCUUUUCAAUAUUUGAUCACAAAGGAAAGUCCCAUGCCAUUUGGAGGAGAUCCGCCUGCUUGGUUUAAAGGAGCUGGACAUGGCGAUGAUAUACAUCUUAUGUUUGAUCUUCCAACUAUACAUUUCCCAGAAGAGAAACGUAAGAACCUGACUGGUGUGAACAAGCUUUCAGAAGACGUUGUUAAGUAUUGGACCAAUUUUGCAAAAUUUGGCGAUCCAAAUGGAGACAGUGUACCAAGGUGGCCAUCAUAUGACGUCAACAAUAAACGUUACGUCAUUUUAGAUACUCCAAUUACUACAGGCGAGAAUUUGAAACCUGAAGCUACAGCUCUACUUACCAAAAUAAUUGAAAAAGGUCAACAACGGCUAGUCCACGAUGAAUUAUAGCUGAUUAGCUAUAAAAUACACAUACAUUGCCUUCUUUGUGAUAAGUGGAUGUUAGUGAAUUUGACUGCUUCAUAACGUGAUUAAGUUAUAACUUGUUUGUGUUAUACUGUUAUGAAAAUUUAAUUUGCUUAUUCAUUCCCUUUCAAUAAUUAUUGUAUUAUUACAUGUAGUUAUCCGGAUUUAGUCAAGUGUGUACAGGGAUUUACCCCGGAUUUUAUUCCAUAUAUCCUGAGGCCGAUGGGUGUUUGGAAUGCAUUCCGGGGUAAAAUCCCCUUACACCUUUAAUUUGAUCUGGAUAACAAAUAUAUUUCCUUUGUAACCAAAUAAAUUCUUUGUAAACCCAAGUCCAAAUAAUGGCUUUUUCAAACUACCGAUAAGAUUUACUACGUGCUGCGAUGCAUCGUGAUGUGCUGUGAUUUGCUUUUUGUGAUAGAAAAACUAUAAUUACAAACCAAUCAGAUCUCGUGUUACAAGCUAGAUAGGAAAAAACGCAGUUAUCAUGGUAUCAAGAAAAUUUACGAAUGUUAUUUGAUUGCAGAAAACAUUUCAAAAUAAAUAAGAAUCAACAUUUUUGAUCCACAGAAUGAGUGUUGAAAUCUUGUUCAGAUUUCAACAUUCAUUCCGUGGAUCUAAAGAGGCGUAAUUUUCUUUAUUAGGAGCGUACAGCAUCAUGAAUAAUUGCUCAGGAAAUGAUGGUGUUUUUAAAAUAAAUUGUUCACCUUUUUUGUAAAUUACAUAUGAUCGAGCAAAACUCCAUUUAGAAAAUGAAUUGACUAUGAUUGUCAAAGACUCUGAUUCAAUUAUAUCUAUAUAUUUUUAUAAAUCUGCAAUUACUGUAUUUCUGUACAUCAUUUAAAGUAAUAUUACCUGAUAUUCUUGAAAAAAUUGCUAAGCAUGCAAUCAUUUUUCAUUACAAUGUAUAUUUAAAUUUAAAAUGUCAAAUACCUGAAAAAAUCAGUUUC